Messenger RNA from Plasmopara halstedii, 1464 nucleotides. Its product is annotated as glutamate-rich wd repeat-containing protein 1. The transcript has a single exon. The record is from RefSeq and is a predicted model, not a curated record. The coding region runs from base 1 to 1464 and encodes 487 amino acids. Gene Ontology annotation, molecular function: protein binding. Lineage: Eukaryota; Oomycota; Peronosporomycetes; Peronosporales; Peronosporaceae.
AUGGACCAGCAGAGGAAACGAGCUGUUGCGAAUUUAUCGGGCGACUCUAAGCGCCACACUGCGCAAAAGCGCGAUGGUGCGAUGGGACUAGUAUUCGAAGAUCCGUUUGGCGACGACAUGGAAGAUGAGGAAAUGGUCACUAGCGACGGAGACGAAGCGACUAUGGAUGGCGAUGCUGCUAUCACUGACAAGGAUAUUGAUAUGGACGACGAUGAGCAAGUCGAUUCAAAGAUGAAGAAGGUAUUUAUGCCCGGCGUGGACAAAUUGCAGGAAGAUGAGAUGCUCGAUUAUGACAGCAGCGCUUACGAUAUGUACUAUGCUUUGACAGCCGAGUGGCCAGCACUUAGUAUUGAUGUCGUGCGUGAUAGCCUUGGAGCAGUGCGAUCACGGUUUCCCAUGACAAUAUUUAUGGUAGCUGGCACGCAAGCAUCUAACCCCGAUGACAAUCAAGUCACUGUCAUGAAGAUGUCGGAACUAUACAAGACGAAGAACAACGAUGCCUCAGACUCGGAGGACGAUGGUAAAGACGAUGAGGACGAAACAGAUGGUGAUCCAGUACUUGAAACACGAUCCAUUCCGCAUUCUGGUGGUGUGAACCGCAUCCGCUGCAUGCCGCAGGUGCCGAAUAUUGUGGCUACGUGGUCUGAUCGCAAGAAGGUGCAUCUUUGGGACAUUUCAAAGCAGCUCGAGUCACUGGAUGGAAAGGUUGGUGGUCCGUUGCCGACCAAACAAAUGCCUGUGUACUCUUUCACAGGUCAUACCGACGAAGGAUUCGCCAUGGACUGGUCACCAGUAGAAGCCGGCCGUCUAGUUACAGGCGAUUGCAGCAAAUUUAUUUACCUAUGGGCCAGCUCAGACGGUGGGUGGAGUAUUGACAAGGUGCCUUUCGUGAGACACAAAAGCUCAGUGGAGGAUUUGCAGUGGAGUCCGACGGAGGCGUCUGUGUUUGCUUCAUGCUCGUCAGACCGUUCUGUUCGGAUUUGGGAUGUCCGCCGAAAAGCUGGCAGUAUGCUGGAUAUAACUGCUCACGACGACGACGUCAACGUAAUUACGUGGAAUCGCAACGUUGCCUACUUGCUUGCUUCUGGCUCGGAUGACGGCUCAUUUAAGAUCUGGGAUCUUCGAAACUUUAAAGCAGACAAUCCGGUGGCACACUUUCGAUACCAUACAGCACCAAUCACAUCCAUUGAGUGGCAUCCGACCGACGAAUCGGUGCUUGCUGUGUCAGGAGCCGAUAACCAGAUCUCGGUCUGGGAUAUGUCUGUUGAAGAAGAUGCCGAGGCCGCUGUGACCGUUCAGGGAGAGAAAGACAACCGGAAGCUUGAUCUUCCGCCACAGCUGCUGUUCAUACACCAGGGUCAAACCGACAUUAAGGAGCUGCAUUUCCACCCGCAAUGCCCAGGUGUUCUUAUGAGCACGGCUGGCGACGGCUAUAAUGUUUUUAAGCCCGCUAAUAUUUCAUAA